GAUCUUUGCAAGAAAUUGAUUUCUAUCGUGCACAUCAUUCACGAUGCCUCCCUCAGCGUCAAAGCAGAAGAGGCUCGCAGAAAAGGCUGCAAAGCAAUCUGCAAAGCACAAUGGCACAACUUCGACGUCUACACCCAACGACUCUAUGCCAGGCAGCAUGUCUCAUACCCCACUCACCAGCAUUUCUGCCGCCAACAGCACGGAUGACUUGACAUCCAUGGCCAAACUCCAGAUCGCCACUGAUAGGAGUGCAGCGGGAGUGCUUGUGUCAGACGUGAAAGGCAGAGAUAUUAAAAUCGAUUCCUAUACCUUAUCAUUCCAUGGUCGUCUGCUCAUCGAGGGUGCAGAAAUUGCCCUCAACUAUGGACAGCGCUAUGGUCUGUUGGGUGAGAAUGGGUCUGGAAAGUCUACCUUCCUCCAAUCCAUCGCAGAGCGCGACAUUGAAAUUCCACCACACAUUGAUAUCUACCUCGUCCGUGGUGAGGCAGAACCAUCCGAUGUCAAUGCCGCGUACGAGGAACUCGAGGAGAUGGAUCCAAAUACAUUCGAGACCAAGGCUGGCAGUAUCCUCCAUGGUCUUGGUUUCAGCCAGGCAAUGAUGGCCCGUCCUACAAAAGAUAUGAGUGGUGGUUGGCGUAUGCGCGUCGCCCUUGCGCGUGCACUCUUUGUCAAGCCACAUCUGCUCCUCCUUGAUGAGCCGACGAACCAUUUGGAUCUCGGCGCUGUCGUUUGGCUUGAAGCAUAUUUAUCAACAUACAACCACAUUCUCGUUAUCACCUCGCAUUCGCAAGAUUUCAUGGACUCCGUCUGUACCAACGUCAUGGAUUUGACGAUGAGCAAGAAGCUCGUCUACUAUACUGGUAACUACACCACCUACGUACGCACUAAGCAGGAGAACGAAGUGAAUCAGAUGAAGGCAUACCACAAGCAGCAAGAAGAAAUAGCUCACAUAAAAAAGUUCAUCGCUUCCGCUGGUACAUAUGCCAACCUCGUUAAGCAGGCCAAGUCGAAACAAAAAAUUAUCGACAAGAUGGAGGCGGCGGGACUCGUUGAAAAAGUCGAGACGCCUCGGCCGCUGCGCUUCCACUUCGAGGAUAUUCGCAAACUCCCUCCUCCCAUUAUUGCAUUCGACGAAGUCGCCUUCUCAUACUCGGGCAAACCUGAAGAUUACUUGUAUAAAAAAUUGUCGUUCGGUAUAGAUAUGGACUCUCGUGUAGCCAUUCUCGGUGCAAACGGUGCCGGAAAAUCGACACUCCUCAACCUCGUCACUGGUGUCCUACAACCCUCUCAAGGCACUGUUUCCAAGCAUGCUGCACUCAAACUCGCCAAGUACAGCCAACACAGCGCGGACCAGCUACCAUACGAUAAAAGUCCGAUUGAGUACUUCCAAUCACUCUUCUACGAGAAGUACCCCGAGAAAGACGCUAUGGCGUGGAGACAGCAACUCGGCCGUUUUGGCUUGAGCGGUGCGCACCAAACGAGUGUCAUUAGCAAUUUGUCGGACGGGUUGAGAAACAGAGUGGUAUUCGCACAGCUCGCGAUGGAACAUCCUCAUAUCCUGCUUCUUGAUGAGCCGACGAACCAUUUGGAUAUGGCUUCCAUCGAUGCGCUCGCGCUUGCAAUCAAGGACUUUGAAGGUGGCGUGGUGAUCGUGUCACAUGACUUCCGUUUGAUCAGUCAAGUUGCUGAGGAGCUUUGGGAAGUCGCUGAUAAGACAAUUCGCAAUCUAACGAAGGAGGAUAUCAGCAUCGUUGACUAUAAGAGGAACCUUGUGAAGCACAGUGAGGCCCAAUUGGAAAAGGCCAAGCUCAUCAGCAAGACUACCACUAAAGGCAAGACAUAGCGAGUGUCACAGUUCCGUUUCAUGUGUACAUCUAAGUAUAUGUACAUACCGUACACUGCGCCCCUUACAUGGGCCACACACAUGUCUUGCCAUUGUAGUCACGCCUUUUUUCAUUCGAUUGUUGCACAACUAACUGGAUCUGAUACUUGUAUGUUUGUCAUGUCCACGUUUUCGCUUUUAGAUGUUUUAUUGACGAUCGUCCCUACUUACUGAGGUCGGGCCCUAGCAAGGGAGCUCACGUUUAAUGUAGUCAGUGUUUAGCAAUGAUUAGAUUGUAUGAUGUCCGGGCCAGUUGAAUCGUAUGAAGACCCGUACCAAUAAAUGUGUUAUAGAUUCUGGGCCCAACCUA
Molecule: messenger RNA, 2192 nt
Organism: Suillus subalutaceus
Lineage: Eukaryota; Fungi; Basidiomycota; Agaricomycetes; Boletales; Suillaceae
Product: P-loop containing nucleoside triphosphate hydrolase protein
Exons: 9
Coding region: 44-1843 (599 amino acids)
Molecular function (GO): ATP hydrolysis activity; ATP binding
Source: RefSeq, a predicted model, not a curated record